Molecule: messenger RNA, 1056 nt
Organism: Vanessa atalanta (red admiral)
Lineage: Eukaryota; Metazoa; Arthropoda; Insecta; Lepidoptera; Nymphalidae
Exons: 6
Coding region: 260-994 (244 amino acids)
Source: RefSeq, a predicted model, not a curated record
UUUACUUAGUUAAUGAACGGUUAAUUAACGGGAUUUUUAUUUUACUCUACCAACACUGACCAAUUAGUCAUGUUGCACUGCCAAAAUGCCGUCACCCAAGGCAAAAAUUAAAAAUACGAAAUGUCAAACUGAAGUCAUUUCACUAUUUUUGCUGUCAAACCGGCGUGCGUGGUAAUUUAAUCGAGUGUAACUUGUUUUGAAUUGUUUCAAUCGUUCGACAACAGUAUUUCUCUUCCUCACUCGACUAUUGUUUAUUAAAAUGGAACAUCAAAUAGAAACGAAGCCCACUAAGAAAAGGGCCCGCUCUUCGAACUGGGACGAAGAAGAAAAGAGACUAUUAAGACAACUUAUAAUUGAAAAAAUUUAUAUUAUAGAGAAGAAAGACUGCUCUACAAAUACGCAUGCACAAAAGAAAGCGGCUUGGCAAGAGAUACUGUCUAGUUUUAACAGUCUGAACAAUAAACAACGAGACCUGACUCAGUUGAUAACCCAGUGGCGAAAUACAAAAGGUCAAGUAAAAAGUAGGAAGUCGGAAUAUCGACGCGCUAGGCUGAUGACAGGAGGAGGGCCUCCACCACCAAGCCCCCCACCUGAAGACCUUGAAAUCAUUCAGUCUAUACCAAAUGAGUUUGUGGUGGACAGCAAUGCAUUUGACAGCGACAGUGCAUUUAUGAAAACAAUAAAACAGUCGCACACAGCUGAAAUUAAAAACAUACAUCAGCCAGAAUUAGAAGUGCCACCAAUACUAUCCUCAGUUAAUGUUAUUUUAGAUUCUGAGAAAUCAAUUGAGUUAGUAAAUCCUGAAGCAGAAAUACAAAUCACACCACUCGCUUCAACAUCAGAAACUGUUCUGAGAAAUAAAAACAAUAUAAAAAGGAAACUUUAUAAACCCUCAAAAAAACAAACUAAAAUGGAUGAUUAUGAACACCAAUUAUUUUUAUUAACAAAAAAAAGCAAAGGAAAACAAAGAGCUACAAGAGGAAGAAAUACAUAAAAAAAGGAAGGAAAUUUUGGAGUUGGAACGGCAAUAUUGGGAAAAAAAGUUAAAGAUGCUGG